Tupaia belangeri chinensis (Chinese tree shrew) is the source of this 415-nucleotide messenger RNA. Its product is annotated as secreted phosphoprotein 24-like. Gene Ontology annotation, cellular component: extracellular region. Gene Ontology annotation, biological process: bone remodeling. NCBI's taxonomy places the organism in Eukaryota, Metazoa, Chordata, Mammalia, Scandentia, Tupaiidae. Bases 113 to 367 code for a protein of 84 amino acids. The transcript has 3 exons. The record is from RefSeq and is a predicted model, not a curated record.
AAAACACAGAUAAGUCCUAUUUAUAAAGACAGAUACUCUCAGGAAAACUGCUGCUCCUAAACCUCUAGAGAGACAAUCGCAUUUACUCUGAACUAAAAUUGUUGUUCCCAGGAUGGAGAAGAUGUUAAUGAUCUUCAUGAUUAUGCUUGCUCUUGGAAUCAAGUACUGGUCUUGCACAGGGUUGCCACGGUAUGCGGAUCCCCUCGUGGAUAAAGCCUUCAAUGCCUCUGUCAAAGCAGCAAAUUCCAGGAUACCGAGUCCAUUUCUCUUUCGGCCAUACAGAAGUUCACUGACAGUUGAUUCUGUCUCAGAAGAUAAUUCCAGGAACCUAGUUUUUGACUUCUUCAUGCAAAAAACUGAUUGCUAGAAAUAUAGUGAAGCAGAUCUCUUUACAUGUGCCUUCCAAAGAAGGACC